UCAUGGGAAUAAUAGUAAAAUGGAGGUGCCCGUAUGGCAUGCAUGACUUUAUACAUGUCGACGCUUUAAAACGUGAAUUUCGAUUUGUCUAUAGUUAAUGAACAGCUAUUAAUGCGUCCCUUUGUUUUGUAUUAGAUUUUUAUUAUCAUAUUAGCUUGACGACAACAAGGUCAUAAAGACGUGCAACGCUUCAGGUGAGCCAUGUCUCUGUUGAGAGGGUGGCUGAAGGCUGGGGUGUCUCUUUGCCACUCCACACUACAAACAACCAGACAGAUAGGCACUGGUGUGUGCUGUCCAGUCCGUAUGAAUGCCAUUCCUGAGCUGAAGAAGGUGGACAGGUGGACUGAGAAGAGGAGCAUGUUUGGGGUUUAUGACAACAUAGGAAUUUUAGGUGACUUCAAAGCCCACCCUAAGGAUCUGAUCGUCGGGCCGGUCUGGGUGAAGGGUUUCCGUGGCAAUGAGCUGCAGCGUCUGACGAGGAAGAAGAGGAUGGUAGGAGACAGGAUGAUGACACAGGACAAACAUGACAUGGAGAAGAGGAUCCGCUUCCUCUAUCGACACUUCAACCGCUUUGGGAAACAUCGCUGAUCUGAUCUGGGACUGAGCGGUCUGGCUAACAAUGCUAAACGACUCCUGUACUAACAACCUGCCCACUGGACCACAUUCAGACUCUAAAGAGAGAAAUGUGAGUUACUCAAUUAUGCCACUUAGAUUUAUAUCAGCCCCUUAUUUUCACCAUUUGGUAAGAGAAAGCUGAUUGUACAUUUUCUGUUAAGUUGACAGCUGGAAAAUGUUGGAUUCAUUUAGUAUUGUUAGCACUAAAUCAACACGCACAUCUGUAAAAUACAGGUUUUGAACCACACAAAAAUGUGAUGCUCUAUGGUCGGUUAAUAUUAUCACAUUUGGGGACUAAUGUAAGUCAUGUUGUGGGUAUACCAUAUGUGUUGUGUAAGAUGAUAAUAAACAGAAGCUCAUUCA
This is a messenger RNA of Oncorhynchus masou masou (cherry salmon), 978 nucleotides long. It is a transcript of the gene mrpl51, whose product is annotated as mitochondrial ribosomal protein L51. Bases 202 to 588 code for a protein of 128 amino acids. The transcript is spliced from 4 exons. The record is from RefSeq and is a predicted model, not a curated record. Gene Ontology annotation, molecular function: structural constituent of ribosome. Gene Ontology annotation, cellular component: mitochondrial large ribosomal subunit. Gene Ontology annotation, biological process: translation. Lineage: Eukaryota; Metazoa; Chordata; Actinopteri; Salmoniformes; Salmonidae.